Messenger RNA from Ophidiomyces ophidiicola, 2655 nucleotides. RefSeq names its product glycerol ethanol, ferric requiring protein (gene GEF1). NCBI's taxonomy places the organism in Eukaryota, Fungi, Ascomycota, Eurotiomycetes, Onygenales, Onygenaceae. Gene Ontology annotation, biological process: intracellular copper ion homeostasis; chloride transport; intracellular iron ion homeostasis. The coding region runs from base 1 to 2655 and encodes 884 amino acids. Gene Ontology annotation, molecular function: voltage-gated chloride channel activity. The record is from RefSeq and is a predicted model, not a curated record. The transcript has 7 exons. Gene Ontology annotation, cellular component: Golgi apparatus; early endosome; membrane.
AUGAACCCCAACGUGUCCCUUACCUCCGCUCGCCAACGCCGCCUUUCUGCUCAUGCGGCGUCGACGCGCGACAUCCGACGCACUUCCGGCAACUCGGUGCUCUCUGGCGACCAUGGACCAAACCCAGGGACCACGCACACGGAGUUCAAUGGACAUAUCCCUACAAUAACGGAGGAAAUUAAUGAAAUCAAACGAUAUGAUAAUUUUACGACCAUAGAUUGGGUGCAGGAUGCGGUUCACGAACAAGCCCGGCGGCGAGCAUGGAAGAAACAGGGUGCCAGAUCCUGGGAUCAAGAGGGCGCGCCUGGCUGGAGACGUAAAGUCAGUGAAGCCUAUGAUGCUGGCCAGGCCUGGGUGGUUGUGACCAUUGUCGGAAUUGCCAUUGGCCUGAACGCGGCUUUUCUGAAUAUUGUCACCGAAUGGUUGGCGGACAUCAAACUGGGAUAUUGCACAACCGCCUUCUAUUUAAAUGAAGCCUUUUGCUGCUGGGAAGCAGAGCAGGGAAAAUGUCCUGAAUGGAGACGCUGGAGUACCUUGCCCCCGAUAAAUUACGUUGUAUAUUUCUUAUUUGCCAUUUUAUUCGCAUUUUCUGGUGCUGUCUUAAUCGAUUCCAUUGCCCCAUAUGCCGCCGGUUCAGGCAUAUCAGAGGUCAAAGUUAUCAUUGCAGGCUUUAUCAUGAAAGGGUUUCUGGGAGCUAGAACACUGUUAAUUAAAUCUAUUGGCUUGCCAUUAGCCAUUGCUUCCGGGCUUUCUGUCGGGAAAGAAGGGCCGAGUGUCCAUAUUGCAGUCUGCACUGGAAAUGUUAUUUCCCGGUGGUUUAGCAAAUACAGAAGACAUGCAGCUAAGACUCGAGAAAUUUUGACUGCAACAUCUGCUGCAGGUGUGGCUGUUGCCUUCGGAAGCCCUAUAGGUGGUGUACUAUUUUCCCUAGAAGAAAUGGCCUCCCAUUUUCCUCUCAAAACGCUAUGGAGAAGUUAUUUUUGUGCUUUGGUUGCUACUAGCAUUCUUGCUGCAAUGAAUCCAUUUCGCACGGGUCAAAUAGUUAUGUUCCAGGUCAAAUACGACCGAACAUGGCACUUUUUUGAACUAAUCUUCUUUGUGCUCCUUGGAAUUUUUGGCGGACUAUAUGGUGCUUUUGUUAUGAAGUGGAAUCUCCGGGCACAGGCAUUCAGGAAGAAAUAUCUGUCCCAUCAUCCCGUCCUUGAAGCAACAGUUUUGGCUGGGCUAACCGCACUUAUCUGCUACCCUAACAUGUUCAUGAGGAUUACCAUGACCGAGAUGAUGGAAAUCCUUUUUCGUGAAUGCGAAGGCAAACAUGACUACAACGGGAUAUGCCAGGCUGCUCGCCGAUGGUCGAUGGUAUUUUCCCUUUUUAUGGCAACCAUAUUGCGAGUUUUCUUUGUGAUUAUUUCCUAUGGCUGCAAAGUUCCGGCUGGUAUUUUCGUACCAUCAAUGGCUAUAGGAGCAUCAUUCGGACGCAUGGUUGGUAUUCUUGUCCAAGCACUACAAGAAUCGUUCCCAGACUCUAGAUUUUUUUCAUCAUGUGAACCCGAUGUUCCGUGUAUAACACCAGGAACAUACGCAUUUCUAGGCGCAGGUGCCGCGCUGAGCGGUAUCAUGCACCUAACAAUUUCGGUCACUGUCAUUAUGUUUGAAUUGACGGGUGCUUUGACGUAUAUCCUGCCGACCAUGAUUGUUGUUGGAGUUACUAAAGCUGUUAGUGAUCGAUUUGGAAGAGGAGGUAUCGCGGAUCGAAUGAUUUGGUUUAAUGGCUUUCCGUUUUUGGAUAGCAAAGAAGAGCAUAUAUUCAAUGUUCCUGUCUCCCACGCCAUGACAAAUAACCCCGUUGUUCUUCCAGCAGCAGAUUUUCCCGUUCAUCAAGCUGAUCAACUCCUUGAAAACAACAAAUUUCAAGGGUUUCCGAUUGUUGAAGAUCUUACAUCACGCACAUUGAUUGGGUUUAUAGGGCGUACAGAGUUUCAGUACGCACUCAGCCGAGCAAAGCGAGAAGGCCUCCUAUCGUCUAACGCAAAAUGUCGUUUUGUUCCUCAAUCUCACGCAUUCGACCCUGACUUAUCGUCCACUCCACCCCCCAGCGUUUAUUUAGAUACUCCAGCUUCGUCGUCUAGACCCCCAGAUACACAUCUAAACCCUCCUCAAACAUUUGAUGAUAUUGCAACAUCAUCUGGGACCAACUCCAUCGAUUUAAGUCUGUACGUCGACGUCGCCCCUAUAACAGUUCACCCUCGUCUGCCUCUCGAAACCGUUAUGGAAAUUUUUAAAAAGAUGGGGCCGCGUGUGAUCCUAGUUGAACAUCGUGGUCGAUUAUCAGGGCUUGUUACCGUGAAAGACUGCCUAAAAUACCAGUUCAAAGUAGAACACCAGGAGCUUGCCGAGUCAAACGGGGAUAGGGCCCCUUCCAGUGCAAACAUCAGGGAGGGAUUAGUAGAGCAGAAGGCAUGGGAGAUUAUCCAAUGGAUUGGUAGAAAAGUUCCGUUAUGGAGAAAGCAACGCACUCGAUGGGAGAAUGAAUCUGACAAUGCACAUAGGGGUCAACGAGAUGACUCUUUUGAUAUCAUUGACGGGAUAGAAGAUAUUGAUGGAGCCGAUGGCGUCGUGGAAUUGGAAGAGAGAGACGAUGCGAGAUUAUAUUAA